CGUACAGUCUUCUCACUCAGGAGCAUUUGCAAGAGAACCACCUUAAGAAUGGUGUUACUAAGACUAACGGUUUUAACGACGCUUUUGGCAAGCGCGCUGGGUUACACCGCCCAGACUUGCCCCUCUAACAUCCCCGAGAGCCAAAGGCGCGACUGCCAUCCGGAACACGGGUCCACCGAAUCUUCGUGCGCGGCGAAGGGAUGCAUGUGGUGCGAGGCGUCCUACCAGGGCCCUCCCUGGUGCUUCUACGACGAGUCCUUCGCCGCCAACACCCCCGCGCCGGGCUCGUGCGACAACAGCCUCUGCCCGUCCUGCAUCCCGGAGUACCAACGGCAGGACUGCCACCCGGAGCACGGAUCCACCGAGGGAAGCUGCGCGGCGCGCGGCUGCGUCUGGUGCCCGGCCAGUACACCGGGGACUCCCUGGUGCUUCUUCGACUCCAACGUGGUCGUACCCGGAGGUGGCAACAACAACGGCGGCGGUGGGCAGCACACGCACGGGGUCUACACCUGCUCGGCUGUGAACAGUGUUAUCCCGGAGUCCCAGCGGGUCGACUGCCACCCCGAGCACGGUUCUAACCAGCACUCGUGUGAGCAGAAGGGCUGCUUCUGGUGCCCGGCGUCCUACGACGGACCGCCCUGGUGCUUCUAUAACCAGACUGGCGGGCCGGAUACAGGCGGCCUUGCAGGCAACAACGGCGUCUGCCCCACCGACAUCACGGAGGAGAACCGGAUCGACUGUUACCCGGGCGGCGGCGCGACGCAGGGAAACUGCGAGGCUCUGGGCUGCAUCUGGUGCGAGAGCUCCGUGCCCAACACGCCCUGGUGCUUCUAUAACGGAACGUUUGAUGACGUCGGCGGCGAGGAGACGUACAGGGUGGACUGUUCUCCCGAAGGGCUGAACCCGAUCAAGUGCGCGGACCGCGGGUGCGUGAUGGGCGCCGCCAGCCUGCCCGGCGUGCCGAGGUGCUACUUCCCGCCGGACCGCGGGUACCAGGCGGUGGGUGCGCCGCAGGACCUCCCCAACGGCCUGCUCUUCAGCCUGAAGCGGGUAGGAGGGAAUGCCAUGUUCGGCGGAGAGGUGGAUCCGCUGGCCUUCUUGGUCGAGUACCAGUCAGACUCUAGGAUUCACUUCAAGUUCUAUGACCCUAACGACAACCGUUUUGAGGUCCCCCUGGACAUCGGCACCCCCGCCAAGCCGCUGAACAAAGCUCUGUACAACUUCACCUGGACUAACGACCCCACCUUUACCUUCAACAUCACCCGUACGGACACAGGCGCCACCCUAUUCGACACGUCUAUGGGCGGGCUGGUGAUGGAGGACCAGUUUCUGCAGAUCGCCACCAAGCUUCCGUCCGCGAAGGUGUACGGAUUUGGCGAGCACGAGCACAAGUCCUACCAGCACGACAUGAGCUACCAGACGUGGGGCAUGUACUCACGGGACCAGCCACCAGCGUAUAAGGGGAACCUGUACGGCGUCCAUCCGUUCUACAUGAAUGUAGAGGACGACGAUAACGCACAUGGAGUCCUCAUUCUCAACAGCGCUGCACAAGACGUGACCUUGACCCCUGCGCCUGCGCUGAUCUACAGAACCAUCGGCGGUGUCCUGGACUUAUACAUGUUCCUGGGCCCAACACCAGAGAACGUCGUGCAGCAGUACACAGAGGCGAUCGGCCGGCCGUUCAUGCCGCCAUAUUGGUCGCUGGGCUUCCAGCUGUCCCGGUACGGAUACAACAGUCUCGCCACUGUCAGCGACACGAUCGACAGGAUCCGGGCUUACGACAUCCCUCAUGACGUCCAGUUUGGUGACAUCGACUACAUGGACGAACAGAUGGACUUCACCUAUGACCCCGUGACGUAUGCCGGUUACCCUGACUACAUCCGGAGGCUGAGGAACGAUCACGGCAUGCACUUCGUCACCAUCCUAGACCCGUGCAUAACGACGGAGAGGUCGAACUACCGUCCGUACGACCUCGGCCAGCAGAUGGGCAUCUGGAUCAACGAAUCCGACGGGCGAACGCCGGCACUGGGCAAGGUUUGGCCUCCGGGCGCGUCUGUGUUUCCAGACUACACCAGUCCGUACUGCCAUGACUACUGGAUCACGCUCUGUAAGGAGUUCUUCAGUGUCCUUCCGUACGACGGACUGUGGAUCGACAUGAACGAGCCAGCCAACUUCGGGACGGGUUCGAUAGUGGGCUGUGACCAGAACAACAUCAACCAGCCUCCCUUCUUACCGAAGAUCUGGGGAGACCUGGCGGAUAAGACUCUGUGUCCGGACUUCAAGACGUACAUCGGGAACAUGUACGACACACACAGUCUGUUCGGCUGGGCGCAGUCACCGCCUACUUUCCAGGCUGUCCAGGAGGCGUCCGGUAAGCGCGCGUUCGUGGUGUCCCGGUCCACGUUCCCGGGCUCCGGCAAGUACGCCGCCCACUGGCUGGGAGACAACUACAGUCAGUGGUCCAACCUCAAGAACUCCAUCGUCGGAAUGCUGGAAUUCAGUCUCUUCGGAAUCCCAUACAGCGGUGCUGACAUCUGUGGGUUUAACGGAGACGCGAACUACGAGCAGUGUAACCGCUGGAUGCAGCUCGGAGCCUUCUAUCCAUUCGCCAGGAACCACAAUGGCCUGGGAUACAGGGAACAAGACCCGGGUGCGUGGGACGCGGAGUUUGCCCGGAUCAGCCGGGAGGUCCUGCUGGUGCGGUACACCCUCAACCCGUACCUGUACCUGCUGUUCCACCAGGCGCACACGGAGGGAUCCACGGUAGUCAGGCCGCUGCUGCACGAGUUCGUGAACGACAAAGAGACCCACACCAUCGACAGACAGUUCCUGUGGGGCCCUGCACUGCUGUUCUCUCCUGUUCUCGACGAGGGGAUGACGUCGGUUGAUGCCUACUUUCCGAAAGCCCGCUGGUACGACUACUACACGGGUGCAGAGAUCUCGCCCUCCCAGCAGAUGACGUACGUGACGCUGAACGCGCCGAGUGACUACAUCCCCAUCCACGUGCGCGGCGGUUACGUCAUCCCCACCCAGGAACCGGCUAGGACGACAACCGUCAGCCGGACACUGCCCAUGGGUCUGAUCAUCGCCCUGGGGGAUGCCCAGAGUCACAUGGCCCGAGGGACCUUAUUCUGGGACGACGGAGACUCCAUAGACACAUAUGCCAAUGGCAACUACUUCCAAAUGGAGUUCGUUGCUGAUGAAAAUGGUCUACAGACCCUCGUACAUAGCGACGGGUACCGAGGCAUUGACUCGUUAACGUUCGGCACCAUUCGGGUGUUCGGGCUCAGCUCGGUAUCUUCCAUUAUGAUCAACGGGUUCCCGCACAGCAGCUUCACGUUUGACCCAACGACAAAGGAGCUCCAGAUAACCAGCAUCAAUGUUGGCGUGAAGGAUCUACAAAGUAUCGCCUGGGCGUAAUGACGCUAGUCCAUCUUCUUAGUCACCACACUUAGAUUAAUAAAUGCUAGUUGCAGAUCAUGGCUGUGUUAUUUACAUGG
Branchiostoma belcheri (Belcher's lancelet) is the source of this 3500-nucleotide messenger RNA. RefSeq names its product sucrase-isomaltase, intestinal-like. Lineage: Eukaryota; Metazoa; Chordata; Leptocardii; Amphioxiformes; Branchiostomatidae. Bases 49 to 3420 code for a protein of 1123 amino acids. Gene Ontology annotation, molecular function: alpha-1,4-glucosidase activity; carbohydrate binding. Gene Ontology annotation, biological process: carbohydrate metabolic process. The transcript is spliced from 26 exons. The record is from RefSeq and is a predicted model, not a curated record.